AUGGCAGACCAUGACUGCGAGCAUUACUCUUCCGCCCCGACUUCUCCGUCGACUUCAGACACAAGCGCCCAGAGCAUCAUCGUCCCGCCUUUCCCAGCCGCCGCGGCCCCCGAGCCGCCCGAGGUACAGGCCACCAUCAAGGCACUCUCCCUUGUCCCGCACAUCGAAGGCGGCUACUAUGUCCUAACCGACUCGUCUCCCACCCUCAUCCCCAGCCCGUACCCGCCAAGCCCUCUCUCAGAGCAAACGCUUGCCCUAGUCGGCGGCCUUCGCCCCGGCUUCGACCCGGCCUUUCGCUCUCUUUCGUCUUCGAUAUUCUACUACCUCACCCCGGCACGCCCCACCGGCUCCUUUCACCGCAACCGCAGCCGCAUCGUCCACACCUGGCACCGUGGUCGUGGAUGUUACAUCCUCAUCUAUCCAGACGGCCGCGUCGAGUCCUUCAUUGUCGGCUCCGACGUGGAGCGUGGGGAAAAGCUGCAGUGGGCCGUCGAAGGGGGCGUCUGGAAGGCGAGUUACCUGCUGGGGCCGUCGGAUGCGGACAGCUCCCACAACGAGGGGCUGCUCAUAUCGGAGACGGUGGUCCCGGGCUUUGAGUAUGCGGACCAUGAGUUUCUCUCGCGCCAACGAUGUGCCGAGAUACUCUCGGAGAAUUUGCUUCAGGAGCUAGGGUGGCUCGUGAAACAUUGA
This is a messenger RNA of Hirsutella rhossiliensis, 690 nucleotides long. RefSeq names its product cupin superfamily protein. Bases 1 to 690 code for a protein of 229 amino acids. Gene Ontology annotation, cellular component: intracellular anatomical structure. NCBI's taxonomy places the organism in Eukaryota, Fungi, Ascomycota, Sordariomycetes, Hypocreales, Ophiocordycipitaceae. The record is from RefSeq and is a predicted model, not a curated record. The transcript has a single exon.